AGGCUGAACUCCACUCUCAAUGCCGCUCUGAUCUCGCCUCCGAAACUGGAGGCUGGCCGAUGAACUACAAAGCCCAAAGUGCAACGUGGGCGCAGGCGCUACAAAGCCUGGAGAGGGCGAACCUUUCCCGAGUGAGGGAUUUACCGGUUGGAUCAUAUGGUGCUGUGCCAAUAAUGUGAUUCAAUGUUUCGCCCUAGAGCGAAGGAAUGAAAUCUUGUCGCUGUAUUUUAUAAAUUGGACUGUCAAGGAUUUAAUGACCCACUGAACAAACUAGAGUUUUUUUUAAAUUUGUGACGCCACGUGUGGAAGAUACCUUUUUUAAAGAGUUGAUUGGCAAAUAUAAUUUGAGAAGGAGACGUAAAUAUUGCGGAGUAUCAAUCUUGGCACGGUUGGACAAAAAUGAGCGUAUCUGCCGCUAGGUAGGCCGGGUGUUACCAUGUUAAAAAAAGGCGUGGUGUGGUGAUGAAAAUGAACUUGUCAGAAUUUGUUACUGUAUAACACUGUUGCGGAACACCCUCUUACUGCCGGCUUAUCCCGUAAGAGCUGAGGAACUCGCUUCUCGCAGGUGAUUAGAGGGCUCAGGUUUGGAAUACUGAGGACAUUUAAUCUUUCUGCUGAUUAAGGAGAAGGUAGAAAAUGCCCACCACGUUGAUAGACUCAUUUUGAAGAAGAUCAAAGAAGCUGUUGGAUGUCUCAUGCGAGUCUCAGGACUAAACAGCAGUGUGAAACACAGGAACCCAGGGAGUCUUCCAAAGAAAAACAAGCCCAGCGCAAGAAACUAGGCAGAUGGUACGGGAACAAUACCUGACAACACAAGGCUGUAGCCUGCAGAGGCCAGAGAACCAAUAUGUCUACAAGAUUGGGAUCUAUGGCUGGAGGAAGCGAUGCCUUUAUUUAUUUGUGCUACUGCUUCUCAUCAUCUUAGUUGUGAAUUUUGCAUUGACUAUCUGGAUUCUCAAAGUGAUGUGGUUUUCUACAGAUGGAAUGGGAUAUCUAAGAGUUACAGAAAAUGGGCUUCGUUUGGAAGGAGAGUCUGAAUUUCUUUUCCCAUUGUAUGCCAAAGAAAUUCGCUCCAGAACGGACUCCCCCUUGCUUGUGGAUUCUUCACAGAAUGUGACUGUUAAUGCUCGUAACUCUGAAGGACAAGUCACAGGCAGAUUAACAGUGGGUCCCAGUACAGUGCAAGCUCAUGGAAAACAUUUUGAAGUCAACUCGAACACAGGCAGAAUGCUAUUUUCUGCAGACGAGAAUGAGGUGGUGGUCGGUGCUGAUAGACUUCGAGUCACAGGGCCAGAAGGUGCUCUCUUUGAACAUUCUGUGGAGACACCAGUUGUCAGAGCUGAACCAUUCAAGCAGCUCAGGCUGGAGUCUCCAACACGUUCUUUGUGCAUGGACGCACCAAAAGGAGUUCAGAUCAAAGCGAGAGCUGGAAACGUUGAAGCUUCUUCUCAGAGGGACAUUGUUUUUCAUACAAGUGAAGGAACGGUAAUGUUAGAUGCUGAGACUGUGAAACUACCCAAGUUGCCUCAUGGGGCUCAGGGGGGAUCUGGAAAUCCUCAGGGACUUUAUGAAGUUUGUGUCUGUCCAGAUGGAAAGCUGUACCUGUCUGUCGCAGGAGUGGGAUCUACCUGCCAGGAAUACAGCCGAGUGUGCCAGUGAGCAUCUUGGUGUCUCCUCAGAUCUUCUGAGAACUUGACAUUUGAUCCAGCAAUUUUGAAAACGUUUGAAUUUUUUCAGUAAAUGCAGCUGUAAGUAUCAGUGCCAUAUAAUCAUUUUUUAAGUAAGUGGUAAAAGAUUUCCCUGCGCCAAUACAUCUAAUCUGUGACAUUAAACAGAAAUCCCUAUUGCCCCAGAAAAAAACCGAAAAUAGUCAAUUUACAAAUGGACAACAAGAGCACAAUUCAAACUCUAAUUUCAAAUAAUGGAAGCAGAAGUCUAACUUGGGCUGAUUUUCCAUUGUUGCACAUACAGCAUUGCUAAACACUCCACGUAUUGGACUGCAACAUGAUGUACCAUAAACAGUUACAUCAGACGAUCCUCUGAUUAUUGAACAUUUUUAUAGGAAAGCUAUAUGGACUCAGAAUUAUAAAUCGACAUUUUCUAUCAGUGCAUCAAACUAACUACGUCAUCAUCCAAAUUGUAAGCCAACAUCUGAGAUUCAUUUUUUUAACAAUUAAAAUACAUUGUAUUAAUUCAAUUUUGAUACACUUACAGUGGGGACUUGGUUGAUUUUGACCGGUGUCCGUUUGAUCUCUAUGCAAUAACAUUUAUUUUCCUGCAAUAACACUUGAACCACAAGAGCUGUGCUUUUUGUACAAAACUACAAUGUGGAAUAAAGUACCCAAAGCUUUACCAUCUAUAUGUAAACCACAGUAUUAAAGUUGCAGUACCCUUUCUUAGUCUUUUUAUAAAGCUGUGUUGAAAUGUAUAAAAUAAAAUUACACAAUCCCGA
This is a messenger RNA of Stegostoma tigrinum, 2452 nucleotides long. Its product is annotated as gamma-sarcoglycan. The transcript has 10 exons. Gene Ontology annotation, biological process: cardiac muscle tissue development; heart contraction. Gene Ontology annotation, cellular component: sarcoglycan complex; sarcolemma. Bases 787 to 1659 code for a protein of 290 amino acids. NCBI's taxonomy places the organism in Eukaryota, Metazoa, Chordata, Chondrichthyes, Orectolobiformes, Stegostomatidae. The record is from RefSeq and is a predicted model, not a curated record.